AUGUUUAAUUUAUUUUCUAAACCUGACCCAAAGGAACAGCAAAGAAAAGCUGAUAGGGCCUUAAAAAAAGCUGGUAGAGAUAUUGAAAGGGAUAGAAGAGAACUAGAACGAGAAGAGAAAAAAUUGGAAUUGGAGAUCAAAAAAUUGGCAAGGGAGGGUAACAAUGAAGGGUGUAAAGUAUUGGCAAAACAAUUGAUUUUAUUACGUAAACAAAAAAUGCGCACUUACACAGCGAAUAGUAAAAUACAAAGCAUAGGUAUACAAAAUAAAACAAUGGGAGCGAACGCUAAGUUGGCUGGAGCUAUGGCCGUUGCUGGUAGUACUAUGGCAGAUAUGAAUAGAUCUAUGAGGCCUGAACAAAUUGCAGCUAUGACGAACGCGUUCAGUCGAGAGGCUGCCAAGUUAGAUAUGUCUGAGGAAAUGAUGAAUGAUGCGUUCGAUGAUAUUUUAGCAGAUUCCGACGAAGAGCAAGAAAGUGAUAAUGUUAUUUCAAAGGUCCUAGAUGAAAUUGGAAUUGAAAUGAGCGGCAAAAUGGCCGGAGUUCCGUUACCUGAGAAAGGAGCCAUUGGUGGUAGCAUGAAAACUACGUUAACAGAUGAGGAUAUUGAAAAACAGUUGGCACAAUUAAGAGCAUAAUAGAUAUAUUUUUUAUUUAGAUUUAUACAAUAAACUAUUUUUACGCA
Molecule: messenger RNA, 683 nt
Organism: Nicrophorus vespilloides
Lineage: Eukaryota; Metazoa; Arthropoda; Insecta; Coleoptera; Silphidae
Gene: CHMP2B
Product: charged multivesicular body protein 2b
Exons: 5
Coding region: 1-636 (211 amino acids)
Biological process (GO): endosome transport via multivesicular body sorting pathway; protein transport; late endosome to vacuole transport
Cellular component (GO): multivesicular body; ESCRT III complex
Source: RefSeq, a predicted model, not a curated record